Molecule: messenger RNA, 987 nt
Organism: Sabethes cyaneus
Lineage: Eukaryota; Metazoa; Arthropoda; Insecta; Diptera; Culicidae
Product: transmembrane protein 231
Exons: 3
Coding region: 1-987 (328 amino acids)
Biological process (GO): regulation of protein localization; cilium assembly
Cellular component (GO): ciliary membrane; ciliary transition zone
Source: RefSeq, a predicted model, not a curated record
AUGAAACUAUUCAAUCUUCAUCGAAAAUCGGUUUACAUCCUGUACCGUAGUAACAUUUGUUCUCUUUCCACACUGAUAAUCACAGCAUUAGUUCUACUUGCGCUGGUUCUUCCGUGUUACGUCAUACUGAUAGCUAACCCCGGAGGCCUCUGGGAAAGUUAUCGCUUAGUGUACGAACAGCCGACGGUAAGGUUUACCUAUCGCUAUUUAUUUCUAGCGGAAGUCGACCAACCGGAGGUUGGCAAUGAAAUCAUCACAUGCAGUUCGUUCGAUGCAUACAACACGCUAGCCACCGAACGGCAGGAAUGUACCACGCUAAAGGUGGUAACCCAUGAUAGCACCGCGAAUGGAAAACUUGACAGCCUGCGCGUGUCGGUGAGCCUCAACUUGCCGGAUGAGUCAUUAGGAUUGGUAUUUUAUUCGUUUUACUUUUUCUUGGAUGCUGAAUUGAAGAGUAACUGCGACUUUCGAGUACCGGCGUUUAUUUGCCUAGACAAAAAGACUCCCCAGAAGCAGUCUUUCAAGUCCGGAACAAUCACCCAUCGAGGACAACUGAAAUCAAGUCAAUCGGCUUCCCUGCAGUGUCCGUUCCCGAUGCGAAACAUCAAAACGCAUUUCAAUCACAACUACUUCGCCAAUGAAAAUUUCACUCGGCUGGAAGAAUUUCUACCGGAAACGAUUCAAUCUCGAAUUGAAGCAUCCAAUGCUGCGUUUCUGUACUUUGAACCACUGCGAACCGACUGGGAGCGGGAUGGAUCCGAUGUAGUGACAAUCCAGUUGGAUUUGCUGGUUGGAGGAGAAGAUAGCCGUCAUACGGCGCUUCUAUAUCGGGCUUCCAUAUGGCAAAAGCUUCUUCAAUUUUGGAUUCAAUACUUUUCAGUUCUAGUUGUGUUCUUGUGGAUCGCAGAUCGGGCAAAAGACUGGCUGUUUGAAAAAUUUGUCAUUCGUGCAAUGGAAAUAGUGCCGUGGAAAGUUAAGAACGAGUAA